Messenger RNA from Meloidogyne enterolobii, 570 nucleotides. The record is from the annotation of a GenBank genome assembly. NCBI's taxonomy places the organism in Eukaryota, Metazoa, Nematoda, Chromadorea, Rhabditida, Meloidogynidae.
AUGCAUGUCCUAUACCAAAAUCAAUUUCAGAAAGCCUAUGCUCAAGCAGCCGCAAUUGUUGGAGCAGCUUUCGGUUCUUGGCUUUUAUUCGAUUUUUCGCCUAAUAAUUUAUUUUUGGUUGGAACUUUAAUGGUUGCAGUUUCUGUCUAUUUAUAUAAUGGAUAUCCCCAAGAGAGAAGAAAUAUGGAGGAAGGAAAUAAUAAAUUAAAUUCAUUCUCCUUUCUAAAUAAUAGAUUGGAUAAUGAAGUUGAGGAUGAUUUUAGUGAAAAAAGUGUACAUUUAAUACCCUAAAUUUAUUUGUUCGACUUGUAUGAUGUAUAAAUAUUUUUCAAAAAUUUAAAAAAGUUUCAAAGGAAUAAUUAAGGAGGGAUGAAUAGGAGCCCUUCGACAAUUUGAAAAAAUUUCCCCUUCUGACCAUUUUGAAAAAUAUGCAUUUUGUGUAUUUUUCUCCUGUAGUCAUUUUAGCAAUAAAGAGAAGAGUGAAAAAGAAGAGUGAAAUAGUAACGAAGAGUGAAAAAGAGUGAAGAAGAGUGAAAAAGGCAGAGAAAUGGAAAUUAAUCAAAGAAGGAC